Molecule: messenger RNA, 1352 nt
Organism: Orbicella faveolata
Lineage: Eukaryota; Metazoa; Cnidaria; Anthozoa; Scleractinia; Merulinidae
Product: inhibitor of nuclear factor kappa-B kinase subunit alpha-like
Biological process (GO): tumor necrosis factor-mediated signaling pathway; peptidyl-serine phosphorylation; positive regulation of transcription by RNA polymerase II
Cellular component (GO): IkappaB kinase complex; cytoplasm
Molecular function (GO): ATP binding; IkappaB kinase activity; protein binding
Source: RefSeq, a predicted model, not a curated record
AUAGCAAAAGAAUCAAGUUAAGUCGUUAAUAUGACAGGAGAAGUGUUAAAAUACCGAGAACAAUUUGGCGUAGAAUAAGGAGCUGCAAUAUUGAGUAUUUUGGGAAGAAGCUUGCCGAGUGGCUGUAGUCAACUAGAGCUGAAGAGGCUGAAGCCCUCUGUGCCACAAAAGCCCUGUCCAAAUGCGAAAAAGUUUGGCAACCAAAUGCAAUCAAGUAUUGUGCACUGAGUGGGCUAACGGUAUCAAAGAUAUACAAUGUUUAAUAAAGUGUUUGACGUCUUUCAAAUUUUAUGAGACAAAAUGAACAGAAAAAUGUUUGGUCGCCAAACAGUGUUUGAUCAUGUUUGGUCGCAAAACAUUUCGCCUUUGGACAGGGCUCUAGGUACUGAUAGGAUAGCAUGAGGUCAAAGCUUGGGUAGACUGAGAUACAUUGCAGUUGGUUCUAAAGGGUUUCCAAGUCGCUUUGACUGUCUCACUUUGUUUUGCGUCUAAACAUUUUUGUGACCAUUUAUACAUGCAUGUUUACACAGGUGACAGGAUCUUUCAACAAGCAGGCAGUAUUUUUAUUUUAUAAACAUUGUUAGAAGAGAUGAUUAUAUUAAAUUAAGCAAAUAGAAAUGUUUUUUACAUAUACAUACUAGGUGAUGGAAUAUGGAAGAGAAAGGAAAAAAUCAAGGGAGGGGUGGGUGGAGGAAAGAUGUAUUGGGUCCGGUGGUUUUGGAACAGUUACACUGUAUGAGAACAAGAUUACCAAGCAACAGAUUGCCCUUAAGAGAUGUCGCAUGGAUUUAAAUGCUCAAAACAAGAAGCUAUGGCGACAGGAAGUUGACAUAAUGAAGAGACUGGAUCACCCAAACCUUGUGUCAGCUAAAGAUGUUCCAGCACCACUGGAUGUCAGUGUUGAUGAACUUCCUCUGUUGGCCAUGGAGUUUUGCUCUGGAGGAGACUUGAGAAAGGUACUAAACUCCCCAGAAAGUUGCUGUGGGCUGAAAGAAAAGACAGUUUUGAAGAUUGCCUCAGAUGUUGCUGCUGCAGUGGAAUUUCUUCAUGGCCACCGCAUCAUUCACAGAGAUCUAAAACCUGAAAACAUUGUUAUAAGUCAUGUGGAUAAUAAGGUAAUACAGAGCUGGAUGCUUUAGAAGCAUAUAACGUCUAGCCUUGAGGGAUUAGGAGUGAGUUUUGUUUCUUCACUGUUUGCUAUGGGGCCAGGCCAGUCUUAAUCAUUCUGGUUUCCAAACUUCAUUCUACAUUAUUCUGGCUUGCAGAAAGCACUCACAUUUUUGUGAGUCUAAUAAUGGUGACCAAAGACCUAAGAUCCAAGGUCUAAGACCCCCUCCAAAUCUCAAAAACAA